This is a messenger RNA of Carlito syrichta (Philippine tarsier), 1237 nucleotides long. It is a transcript of the gene ITGB3, whose product is annotated as integrin subunit beta 3. Gene Ontology annotation, molecular function: fibrinogen binding; integrin binding; fibronectin binding. Gene Ontology annotation, cellular component: cell surface; focal adhesion; integrin complex. The transcript has 6 exons. The record is from RefSeq and is a predicted model, not a curated record. Gene Ontology annotation, biological process: cell adhesion mediated by integrin; cell-matrix adhesion; cell migration. The annotation marks the transcript as partial. Lineage: Eukaryota; Metazoa; Chordata; Mammalia; Primates; Tarsiidae.
GUGAGCUUCAGCAUCGAGGCCAAGGUGCGGGGCUGCCCCCGGGAGAAGGAGAAGUCCUUCACCAUCAAGCCCGUGGGCUUCAAGGACAGCCUGACCGUGCAGGUUGCCUUCGACUGCGACUGCACCUGCCAGGCCAGGGCCGAGCCGCACAGCCGCCGCUGCAACAAUGGCAACGGGACCUUCGAAUGCGGGGUGUGCCGCUGCGGGCCCGGCUGGCUGGGCUCCCAGUGCGAGUGCUCUGAGGGGGACUUCCGGCCCUCCCAGAAGGACGAGUGCAGCCCCCGCGAGGGCCAGCCCGCCUGCAGCCAGAGGGGUGAGUGCCUCUGCGGCCAGUGCGUCUGCCACAGCAGCGACUUCGGCAAGAUCACCGGCAAAUACUGCGAGUGCGACGACUUCUCCUGCGUCCGCUAUAAGGGCGAGAUGUGCUCAGGCCAUGGUCAGUGCAGCUGUGGGGACUGCCUGUGCGACUCUGACUGGACUGGUUUCUACUGCAACUGCACCACGCGCACCGACACCUGCAUGUCCAGCAAUGGGCUGCUGUGCAGUGGCCGUGGCAAGUGUGAGUGUGGCAGCUGCGUCUGCGUCCAGCCGGGCUCCUACGGGGACACCUGCGAGAAGUGUCCCACCUGCCCCGAUGCUUGCACCUUCAAGAAGGAAUGUGUGGAGUGUAAGAAGUUCGACCGGGGAGUCCUGCAUGAGGAAGAUACCUGUAGCCGUUACUGCCGCGAUGAGAUUGAGUCAGUGAAGGAGCUUAAGGACACUGGCAAGGAUGCAGUGAACUGCACCUACAAGAAUGAGGAUGACUGUGUCGUCAGAUUCCAGUACUAUGAAGACUCCAGUGGCAAGUCCAUCCUGUACGUGGAGGAAGAGCCUGAGUGUCCCAAGGGCCCUGACAUCCUGGUGGUCCUGCUGUCUGUCAUGGGGGCCAUUCUGCUGCUCGGCCUUGCCACCCUGCUCAUCUGGAAGCUCCUCAUCACCAUCCACGACCGGAAAGAGUUUGCCAAAUUUGAGGAAGAGCGAGCCAGAGCAAAAUGGGACACAGCCAACAACCCACUGUACAAAGAGGCCACGUCUACCUUCACCAAUAUCACCUACCGAGGCACUUAGUGAGCAAGCAGUAAUCCUGAGAUCGUUACCAGACUGUGCUGGGAUUCUGAGAGUCUCUGAUGUCAUGUUUACAGAGGACGGUGUUUGCCGACCCGGACUUGGGGCUUGGCGUGGGGAGGGAUUGGGAGAA